Molecule: messenger RNA, 1981 nt
Organism: Pygocentrus nattereri (red-bellied piranha)
Lineage: Eukaryota; Metazoa; Chordata; Actinopteri; Characiformes; Serrasalmidae
Gene: gtf2h2
Product: general transcription factor IIH, polypeptide 2
Exons: 15
Coding region: 280-1461 (393 amino acids)
Biological process (GO): DNA-templated transcription; regulation of transcription by RNA polymerase II; nucleotide-excision repair
Cellular component (GO): transcription factor TFIIH holo complex; transcription factor TFIIH core complex
Molecular function (GO): zinc ion binding
Source: RefSeq, a predicted model, not a curated record
ACUUGGCUUGGAUGGGUCACUAAGGCGGUCUUAGCGCGAAGCUGCUGUUUUAGUAGCCGCUGUGUGAAAUUCUCGUGUUAUAUUUUCAGGGAAAAGCGAGAAGUACUGUCUCUUUUUUCCCACCGCGGACUUGCCGCUGUUGUUCCCUCCGCUUUGUGGAGUUUGUGAGCGGCUCGGGUCGCUGACAGAGCCGUUUGGCUGCGAGCAGCGGAGUCCGCUCCGCUCAGCUAGUCUGAGUUUAUUUUUCUCCAGUUCGCUGAUAAAACUGCGGUUAAAGUGAUGGACGAGGAGCCGGAGAGAGCGAAGAGGUGGGAAGGCGGCUACGAGCGGACAUGGGAAGUGCUGAAGGAGGAUGAGUCUGGGUCCCUCAGAGCCACCGUAGAGGACAUUCUCUUCCAGGCCAAAAGAAAGAGGGUGUUCGAAAGUCAUGGACAGGUUCGGCUGGGAAUGAUGCGUCACCUGUACGUGGUGAUCGACUCUUCUCGGACUAUGGAGGACCAGGACCUGAAGCCUAACAGACUCACAUCCACCCUCAAGCUGAUGGAGUAUUUUGUGGAAGAGUACUUUGACCAGAACCCUAUAAGUCAGAUAGGAAUCAUCACCACCAAGAACAAAAGGGCUGAGAAACUGACCGACCUGGCAGGCAACCCUAAGAAGCACAUAGCAGCCAUGAAAAAAGCAGUGAACUCCAUGUGUGUGGGAGAGCCGUCCUUGUACAACGCUCUCAACAUCGCCAUGCAGACGCUCAAACACAUGCCAGGACACACUAGCCGAGAGAUUCUGGUCAUCUUCAGCAGUCUGACCACCUGUGAUCCAGCCAACAUCUAUGACCUGAUUAAAACUCUGAAAGCACUGAAAAUCCGAGUGUCAGUAAUUGGGUUGUCCGCAGAGGUGCGGGUGUGUACGGUUCUCACCAGAGAAACAGGAGGAAACUACAACGUGAUCCUGGACGAGAGCCAUUUUAAGGAGCUGCUGAUGUAUCACGUGAAGCCGCCUCCGGCCAGCUCCUCCUCCGAGUGCUCCCUCAUUCGCAUGGGCUUCCCCCAGCACAUCAUAGCCUCCCUGUCUGAUCAGGACGCCAAGCCUUCCUUCAGCAUGUCGCACUUGGAGAGCUCAGAUGGAGGUCCUGGACUCACUCUCGGCGGAUACUACUGCCCCCAGUGCAGGGCGAAAUACACCGAACUGCCUGUAGAGUGUAAAGUGUGCGGCUUGACGCUGGUCUCCGCUCCUCACCUGGCUCGUUCUUUCCACCACCUCUUCCCCCUUGAUGCCUUUCAGGAGCACCCCCUGGAGGAGCACAAAGGAGACAGGUUCUGCCAGGCCUGUCAAGGAGAGCUGAAGGACAAAAGUGUAUUCACAUGUCCGGCCUGCAGCAGUGUUUUCUGUACGGAUUGCGAUCUCUUCAUCCACGACACGCUGCACUGCUGCCCGUCCUGCAUACACAGACAGGGAACAUCCUGAGUAGAGACUUUAUCACCCUGAACCAACAUUACCUCACAGACCAAAACUCUGUUUUACCUGACCAUGACUUUAUGGAGCCUCUUCAACUAUCUCCUUAUCUUACAGCGCUUGGCACGUUUUCCUGCACAGUAUGAACCAGCAGCCAGUGAUUGUUGGACAAGGGUGGGUAUAUUUGAGAAUAAGUGCUGGACCAGUCUUUGCGGAUCCACGUGUACAUUCAGCAUGUGUAACAUGCUCACCGUUACGUCUAUUACACGUAAGGUGUUUACAUUUGUUUACUGUACAUAGGCUUUAAAUGCGUAUGAACAGAAACCAAACUUCUCUGAAAUCUGCCAUUAUAAUGUAUAUAGUUCAUCUUUUUCAAACGCUUCUGACUUGUAUAAGCCAGUUUAGCUGUAUUAUAUUGUAUUAGGGUUCUUGCAUCUCAACAGACUUUUGAUGUUACAGUAGUGCCACCUGCUGGCUCAGACAAAACACAUCUGAGCAAUCGGAGCCAAUAAAAUUCUGUUUUGAGAUCUGA